CUUUUCUUUAUCUGAUAAAAUAUAAAUAAAAGCGUAAGCAUUCUGUGGCUUUGGAUUCUUCUGGCAAAUCGUGCCUGCCAGCUUUCACUUGGGUAUGGCUAAAUAAGUAGAAUAAUAUAUCGAAUAUCAACAUUUUAACGACAAAAAAGCUUGGAAUCACCAUUUCCGUUCAAAUCCCAGUCACAAUGGUGGAGAAAUGGAGAAGAGUUUUGGUGUUUGUAUGGUUGAUUCUGUGCAUUUUGGAAUGGAAACCCUCUUGCAUCAAUGCUGCUACAAAUCCCAACGAUACUUCUGCUUUAAAGACCAUGUACAGCAGUUUAAAUUCACCUGGUCAGCUCAGCCAGUGGGCUGGCGAUGAUCCAUGUGGGCAGUCUUGGAAAGGAGUUACUUGCUCAGGCCAGCGAGUCACAGAAAUCAAAAUAUCAGAUCUUGGUCUCACUGGACAAUGGGGUUGGCAGCUCUCAAGUUUGACCUCGGUAACCAACCUGUAA
Messenger RNA from Pistacia vera, 491 nucleotides. RefSeq names its product protein STRUBBELIG-RECEPTOR FAMILY 7-like. The record is from RefSeq and is a predicted model, not a curated record. The transcript is spliced from 3 exons. Bases 186 to 491 code for a protein of 101 amino acids. Lineage: Eukaryota; Viridiplantae; Streptophyta; Magnoliopsida; Sapindales; Anacardiaceae.